CACCCUACCGCCUCCAAACCCAAAUCCGCACCCCGGAAAUCCCCAAUUCCGCUCUCUCCCUCUCUCCCUCUUCCCCCACCGCAGCAGCAGGCGAGCGCGAGGCGGAGGCGGAGGCGGAAGAGGAGAGAUGGAGUCGGACCAGGGCAAGCUCUUCAUCGGCGGCAUCUCCUGGGAAACGACGGAGGAGAAGCUGAGCGAGCACUUCUCCGCCUACGGCGAGGUUACGCAGGCGGCCGUCAUGCGCGACAAGAUCACCGGCCGCCCCCGCGGCUUCGGGUUCGUCGUCUUCGCCGACCCCGCCGUCGUCGACCGAGCGCUGCAGGACCCCCACACCCUCGACGGCCGCACGGUCGAUGUGAAGCGGGCACUCUCGCGGGAGGAGCAGCAGGCCUCCAAGGCCGCGAACCCUAGCGGUGGGAGGAACACUGGCGGUGCUGGAGGAGGAGGAGGAGGCGGUGCCGGCGAUGCAAGUGGUGCUCGGACCAAGAAGAUCUUUGUGGGCGGGCUGCCCUCUACUCUGACUGAGGAUGGGUUUCGGCAGUACUUCCAGACCUUCGGCAGCGUCACUGACGUUGUUGUCAUGUAUGACCAGAACACGCAGCGCCCGCGUGGCUUCGGAUUCAUCACCUUUGACUCGGAGGACGCAGUUGACCGUGUGCUGCACAAGACCUUCCAUGAUCUUGGUGGGAAGCUGGUUGAGGUGAAGCGUGCAUUGCCCCGUGAGGCGAACCCUGGUGGCUCUAGUGGUGGGCGUUCUGGGGGAAGUGGGGGUUAUCAGAGCAACAAUGGCCAUAACACCAGCUCUGGUAGCUAUGAUGGUAGAAGUGAUGGUGGCAGGUAUGGGCAGGCCCAGCAGGGCAGUGGUGGCUAUCCUGGCUACGGUGCAGGAGGCUAUGGUGCUGGGGCAGCUGGAUAUGGAUAUGGUGCUAACCCUGCAGUUGGAUAUGGAAAUUAUGGAGCUGGAGGAUAUGGAGGUGUUCCUGCUGCUUAUGGUGGACAUUAUGGAAACCCAGGUGCUGCUGGUUCUGGUUACCAAGGUGGACCUCCAGGCUCAAAUAGAGGACCUUGGGGCAGUCAAGCUCCAUCUGCAUAUGGAACUGGAGGGUACGGUAGCAGUGCUGGCUAUAGUGCUUGGAACAACUCUUCUGGUGGUGGCAAUGCUCCCAGUAGUCAAGCUCCUGGUGGACCUGCAGGCUAUGGAAGCCAGGGCUAUGGGUAUGGUGGAUAUGGAGGGGAUCCAUCGUACGCUAGUCAUGGAGGAUAUGGGGCUUAUGGAGGACGUAGUGAUGGUGCUGGCAAUCCUGCUACUGGUGGAGCAUCUGGAUACAGUGCAGGCUAUGGAAGUGGGGGCGCCAACUCUGGCUAUUCAAGUGCUUGGAGUGAUCCUUCACAAGGUGGUGGAUUUGGCGGUUCAGUUAAUGGAGGUGCUGAAGGGCAAUCAAAUUAUGGCACUGGCUAUGGCAGUGUGCAGCCCAGGGUUGCUCAGUAAAGAUAGGCAUUUUGAGUGUCUGUGAAAUGAACCAGUGCAUCUGGGCAGUCUAUGUAUUGAUCUGUCAUUCCAGUCUCUCUGAUUGCUCUCUGCAUUCUGAAGAUUGCCCAUUUGCUGGUUAAAUCAGUAUUUCUCCGGGUUGGAAUGCUUGAUCCUUUAGUGGCUUACUACUAGAACUUCCUAGUCAAUAAGUAGCUAUAAUGUGGAGUAGCAGUAUCUUGCGGAAUGCUUUUAUUAAUUUUUACAUUUAGCUUUAUCCAUCUGUGUGCUUUGCCAUGAGUGGAGUUUCAGGUUGCUCCAUCUCUAGUUAUAAGCUAGAGUAGCUUGACUGCUUAUGGACAAAAUUAUCUAGUUGUACCUCUAUUCUAAAGAUCAUAUAUUUGUGUUUGACGGUAGUAUUUAUGCUGGAUCUUGCUCUACCUAUAUUCUGGGAUGUUCUAUAUUUUUGGUGGUUGUAUUGACAUGUGGUAUUAUCAACAUUGAUGGUUUGAAACA
Sorghum bicolor (sorghum) is the source of this 1984-nucleotide messenger RNA. Its product is annotated as heterogeneous nuclear ribonucleoprotein 1-like. The transcript has 2 exons. Lineage: Eukaryota; Viridiplantae; Streptophyta; Magnoliopsida; Poales; Poaceae. Bases 128 to 1489 code for a protein of 453 amino acids. The record is from RefSeq and is a predicted model, not a curated record. Gene Ontology annotation, molecular function: RNA binding.